CAGUGAGUCACUUUUACGUGUUGAGUAGGCAUGCGAAUUGUUUCAACUAUUUUACACACUUGUCACCUACUUAUAUUGAAAAUAUAAAAAAUGCCACCUUUUUGCUGUGGCGGUCGUACCUGUGCUGAGGACUUAAAGCGCGGACAAACACGGAAAUCGGAUGCUAGCAAAGCCGAGUCCAUACUCAACAUCACCGAUGCAGAGCGUCCACUCACGCUCAAGUUCUAUGCGCGUCAUGAUUGGCCUUACUUCAACUGCUCGCCAGAGGAGCUGGCGCGUUGGCGUGGACGCACUGAAGCCGAUGACCGCCAAGAUCUGCUUAAUGUCAGCACAGCGCCAAAUGUGGAGAAGCAAAUCAAGAAAUAUGAUCCCAAGCAUGUCACGGCUACGCCUUUGACUGAGAAUCAAAUAUAUGGCUGGUAUCAGGAUCGUGCCUAUCGUUAUACGCCUAAGGACCGCGGUGUAUUUGUAUUUCCACGCGAGGCCGAUCCUUUGAUCAAAAUAAUACUAGCCUCCAAUAUGGCUGCCAAAAUAAGCAAAUAGUUAAUAGAAUGAA
This is a messenger RNA of Drosophila busckii, 556 nucleotides long. RefSeq lists its product as uncharacterized. Bases 91 to 543 code for a protein of 150 amino acids. The transcript has a single exon. NCBI's taxonomy places the organism in Eukaryota, Metazoa, Arthropoda, Insecta, Diptera, Drosophilidae. The record is from RefSeq and is a predicted model, not a curated record.